Messenger RNA from Toxotes jaculatrix (banded archerfish), 1737 nucleotides. Its product is annotated as leukocyte cell-derived chemotaxin 1-like. The transcript has 8 exons. Gene Ontology annotation, biological process: negative regulation of endothelial cell proliferation; negative regulation of angiogenesis. Bases 94 to 1047 code for a protein of 317 amino acids. The record is from RefSeq and is a predicted model, not a curated record. Lineage: Eukaryota; Metazoa; Chordata; Actinopteri; Toxotidae.
GCAAAAUUUGGAAAGAGAGAGAGAAAGAGAGAUAGAGAGAGAGAGAGAGAGGACUGAGUGGAGUGGGGUUUCCUCAGGUGUUUGGAUCCAGUCAUGGCCGGGAGCUCAGAGAAAGUACCGAUCGCCUCGGCGGGACCAGAGGACCUGCAGCAGUUCAUGCCUCCGGCCUACUCCGCCGUGGCGGUCAAGCCCAGCGCCACCGGCCGUCUCCUGAAGGCCGGGAUCGCGGUGCUCAUCGCCGGAGCCCUGCUUCUUCUGCUGGGGGCAGUUGGAGCUUUUUACUUCUGGAACAACAAUGAAAAACACGUCUACAAUGUCCACUACAGCAUGAGCAUCAAUGGCAAAGUGGAGGAGGGUUCAAUGGAAAUCGACACAGCCAGUAACAUGGAGAGAUUCAGCACCGGCAGCGGGGCGGACGAGGCCGUGGAGGUCCACGACUUUGAGAUUGGGAUCACAGGGAUUCGGUUUUCAGGAGGAGAGAAGUGCUACAUCAAGACCCAGGUGAAGGCUCGCCUGCCUGAUGUGGAGGCUCUCAACAAGGACUCAAUGACAUUUGACCUGGAGGAUGAGGUGAUGCCAGCCAAGUUUGAAGACGAUCUUAUCUGGGUGGCGACUGACACACCCCUCUCGGACUCCACCUUCCUCAGCAACAAGAUCAAGGACUUGUGCGGAGACCUGCCAAUCUUUUGGCUCCGUCCCACCUACUCGACCCGCGGACAGAGGAAGAGGAGGGCCGCCCUCCGCCAGCGCCGCCAGGCAGCCGGGAACGGGGAGGAGGAGGAGGACGUGGAGGCAGAGUUCAACCCGGAGAACCCCUAUCAGAGAAAUCUCGAGGGCGAGCAGGGCAACAUGAACAUCGACCCCAUGCUGGAUCACCAGGGAGUGUGUUGCGCCGAGUGCCGACGCAGCUACACCCACUGCCAGAGGAUCUGUGAGCCGCUGGGAGGAUACUACCCGUGGCCGUACCACUACAGAGGCUGCAGGGUGGCCUGUAGAGUUAUCAUGCCCUGCAACUGGUGGGUGGCACGCAUCCUGGGCCUGGUGUAGACACCUCCACCCACCUGGGAGGCGGUGGGGUCCAGGUUGAAGAAACAAGAGCCGGAAAGAAGGAUGGGGGUUCCAAGAGAGGGGAGAAGAAGGGAAAAGUUUAGCUUCUCAUUUACGUUAGAUACCGCUUGGUCUGACCAGAUUCAUGAGAAAUGAACAGCAUCAGUAACCCGUGUCCACACAUUAUAAAUGCAUGGUACAGAAUCUAGGACGCACAUGAUCUCACAUGUCAAGGUAAUGCAGUCGAUGCACACUGCACAGCUUCUCUUAUUAAAAAAACAUACCUGCUCUCCAUUUAGAUCCCUCUGAACUACAGCACGACGCGCUGUCAGGAGAACAUGCAGCAGGUUAGGAUACGAAACAUCCCAGGGACCUGUUUUCAAUCAAACACACUGACACCAGGAUCACAUCACGUUGCAUGAACACCACACAUUUAUCCACGGGAAAAGGCAGGUGAGAUUAUAUUUAUAGGGCUGACCUUUUCUUUCAUCCUUUACCUUUUGAUGUAAAUAAAUGAAUAGGGCGCGAGGUAUAUCACUAGCAGUAACCCCUUCCUCAUCUCGUCUUCAUGAGUAGCUCUCAUUAAAACAUUGUGCUGCCUCUGAAACUUUCAUCUAGAUGUAUUUUUGUCUGCAUUGAAGAAGCUAUCUGAAAGUGCAAUAACACAGAAUAAACUUUUUUUAAGUAAAC